AUGGUUGAAGAAACAGUCGAUUGGGGUGAACCUUUAUCAGCAGAUCAACAUAGCGAAUGGGAAGCUUGGGAAAAGUCACUACAGGAGCUGGGGAGCUUACAAAUUCCUCGUAGAACUCCGAUUUCUGAAGACGACAUCACCAAUAAGGUUCACAUAUAUGCCGAUGCGUCAGAGCGAGCUAUAGCAGCAGUGGCAUACCUCCAAACAAUAGACGUCGAAGGGAAUAUUCACGUCAGCUUCUUGCUAGGAAAAUCUAAAGUGGCUCCUAAACAUGGACAUUCCAUCCCACGACUUGAGCUUUGUGCCGCCUUGCUGGCUGUUGAAAUUGUCGAGAUCCUUCAAGAACAGAUCUAUACACCUUCCGAGAACAUGAUAUUCUACUCAGAUAGCAAGGUUCUUCUUGGUUACCUGAAGAACCGCACCAGACGAUUUUAUGUUUAUGUUGCUAACAGAGUUAGUAGGAUACUGCGUUUCACGAAACCGGUGCAGUGGUUCUAUGUUGAGUCUGAAAAUAAUCCAUCAGACCAAGGAACACGAUUCCUGUCCGCGUCCAUGCUGAGAGAUAGCAAAUGGUUACUUGGAGCAACACAACUAUCCAAACAUCUUGAACUGCCAGACGAUCGUUUUCCUUUAGCAGAACCUGAAGAGGAUAAGGAAAUCCGUCCUGAGGCCGUGGUCAAGAAGACGGAGCUGAUUCCAGCUCCAGUUACUUACCUGUUUGACAAAUUCUUUCGGUGGUCAAAGCUAGUCAAAGUGAUAUCCCUCGUGAUGUAA
Molecule: messenger RNA, 774 nt
Organism: Ylistrum balloti
Lineage: Eukaryota; Metazoa; Mollusca; Bivalvia; Pectinida; Pectinidae
Exons: 1
Coding region: 1-774 (257 amino acids)
Molecular function (GO): nucleic acid binding
Source: RefSeq, a predicted model, not a curated record